Molecule: messenger RNA, 642 nt
Organism: Cladocopium goreaui
Lineage: Eukaryota; Dinophyceae; Suessiales; Symbiodiniaceae
Source: the annotation of a GenBank genome assembly
AUGAAGGGUGCCUUUCCAGAAAUGGAAAGCUACUCGUCGUACUUCCGAGAUGAGGAGGAAUGCGAGAUAAGCUACGGAAAGGAAACACUCUCGCUUCCGGCAUUGGGCGUCAUCCUCAUGCAGCGUGAGCGUGACCGUCAAAUGGAGACAUCACUCACGGCAAACGAUUGCGGUGUGGUUCUUACCACAGAUCUGCGAGAGAGGAUGGACUACGCUUGGGCCUAUGCCAUGACCAACGAAGCCGAAGGUCGCAAAGGACUUGUCGAUCAGAUGCUGCCAAGGGUCGAUGCGGGGCAGAGGAAGACGUUCAAGCUCGAACAUGCCAUCGAGCCAUCUACUGCGGCCGCAGUUGAAGACAAUGCGACCCGACGAGCCGCACGGCGACAUCAACCAGUGAACAGCUUGAUGAAGGGUCGAGUCCUGGAGGAGGGUGAGAAGCAAUUGUCUGACAAUGUGAAAGCGUCAUUGCAGCGAGCCCUGAACGAUGCCAUGGCUGAAGUAGGCAAGAAGGUUUCAGUCUCAACGGAACGCCGACGUCUCGCCACCUGCGAUGCCUAUGACGCGGUGCUGGUAGAUUCUGCCAGACAUGCAUCGCUGCUACUACCGGUGCUUGGAGUCUUCUUGACCCUGGUCACCAGCUGA